AUCUCGCGCACGAUAUCAUUUGUUCUGCACGGGCGGACGGUACACUUUCCCUCAUAACGUUCCGCUCUAGUUAGUCCACGGCAAAAAUCCGCUUCGCCGUUGCAUCAGUUAUGCGAAACCUGCCCGCCACGCGAAAGGAAUUGCCAUUUUGCACAAUGAUUGCUCGGAAGAACGGAUAACGGUCAUCGCGGUUGAUAAAGCGCCACAGGUAGAAACGUAAGCCAUCACCAGAUGGCACAUCACCCCAGGGGCAGCAGGUGUACAGGGCUGAGCUGAUUGGUGGUGACACUUCAUGGCCAGCAGUGGGCCCUUGGGCGAGGAGGAGGGAACCCGAUGGGGUGGCUGGGGAGGAGAGGAGGAUGAGGAUGCAGGCAGCGACAUCACCAUGGACAGCACAGCCACGAGCCUGGUGGGCUGCCGGCCGCGCAACGGCUCACUCAGCUCCGAGGCCCCCUCCGAGGCUGUCCCUGACAAGUACGGCUUCCUGGGUGGAUCGCAGUACACUCAGCCCAAUCUGUCACGUCGUGUACCCGUCGAAGUCCAGUGGAAGCGCGAGCUAAAGUGGAGAGACAUGCUGGAGAAUUGGGAACGUUACAUGACCAAGCAUUUUAAGAAGGUGAGAGAUAGAUGUCGCAAAGGCAUCCCAUCAUCAAUGCGCUCCGUUGCCUGGCAGAACCUAUGUGGAGGCCGGUUCCUGAUGGAGAGCUAUCCUGGGAAGUUUACGGAGCUGGACAAACACCCAGGUGACCCACGAUGGGUGGAUGACAUCCGUAAAGACCUGCAUCGACAAUUUCCGCAGCACGAAAUGUUUGUGAAGGACCAUGGCCAUGGGCAGGAAGACCUCUUCCGAAUACUGAAGGCCUACUCGGUGCUGAACCCUGCAGUAGGCUACUGCCAGGGCCAAGCACCUAUCGCAGCCGUCCUGCUCAUGCACAUGCCGGCGGAGCACGCCUUCUGGUGUCUUGUGGCCAUCUGUGACAAGUACCUGCGAGGGUACUACAGCCCUGGACUGGAUGCCGUCCAGCUGGAUGGAGAAAUAUUGUUUGCACUACUCAAAAAGGUUUCGCCCUCCACACAUCGUCAUUUAAAAAAGCAGCGUGUGGACCCCAUCAUGUACAUGACAGAAUGGUUCAUGUGCGCCUACAGCCGCACCUUGCCUUGGGCUACGGUGCUCCGCGUGUGGGACGUUUUUCUCUGCGAAGGCGUGAAGGUGCUUUUCAAGGUUGCUCUGGUGCUUCUGCGAGGUGUGCUUGGAGGAGGAGACGUUGGCAAGCGCUACCCAGCCAUGUUUGAGACGUUGGAGGCCCUGCGAUCUCUGCCCGGGCCACUUGUUCAGGAGGACUAUCUCGUCACACAGUUUGUUCAGCUAGAUGUCACCAGCCACGACAUGAUGAAGGAGCACCAGCGACAGAUUGCCAAGCGGCGGCUUGCGCAGCUCUCCAAAGUGAAAACCUAGCAGAGGGGUAUGGGACAGCCGUUAGCUCAGCAGCUACCUGUUGGUACAUAGAAGCCAACAGCAACUCUGUCUAGAGAGAGAGAGAGAGAGCUAGGCUUCUUCUGAGAAACAUAAUCCUGCUUAAAAAAAAAAAAGUGUAUGGCAAUGUUGCCAAAGGCAGUCUUAGGCUCCUCAUGACAAGCGGAAUUGCGUGAAGGGUGUUGCUUCAGUGUUAAGUCAUGUUCUAACCUUCACUGGUGAAAAGCACUAUUCUACUCAAGGCGUCUUUUUGGGGGGGGGUAUCCAGCCUCGAUCAGUCACUUUCGGGGAUGCUUUCACUUUUACGUGGUGUAACACCCAGCGUGAUGCCUCACUGAAGUGCUGGGAAUCUUGUCAAUGCACUUGGAAACUACGCAAUGUGAGAAUAAUGCAGAUUGGAGGUAUGGCAUACCUUUGGUCACAUCCACGUCAACUGGCUAAGUCAAUCAGGGUGCGCUGAUAGGGAUAUCCCUAAGAAUUAUCUACGGAGAAUGCAGACUCGGUUGUCUCCCAGCUGUAUGUGAUGGAUGGCAGCAUACAGAAAUUUUUUGCAUAGUAGAAACAAAUGCUGACACUUUGUGGUGAUGUAACACUGUAGAGGAUGUUUGGCUAUAGCCUUUAUGACGAUUGGAGGCAAUGUGAGGAGAUCGUACUGUAGUGGCACACAGCAGUGCACUCUAAUGAGAGAGGUUUAGCAUACCGCUUCUGUGCCAUCACUACUGUUUUAGUGAUCUCCCAGUUUUGCACAUGCUAGCUUAGCCACACCUGGUGCUUAGUGCACCAGGUGGCUUAGCUACGUUGCACAUGCAAAGAUGCUCGAGCAAGCCCAAGUCUCUUGACCUAUUGUAGUUUAGCUAGGUAUAUACAAUUUCGGCAGAUAGCCGAAGCAGUAGUGCUAAAGUAGAGUGGAAGUGGUAUGCUGAAAUUCUGUGUUGAAGCCACCAAGAGCCCGUAACUAUGGUAAAGGACAUCACCAUACAAAGUCUGCCUGGGGUAGUUUCUCGCUAAGAAGCCUCCGGCAAUAUAAUCCCAAGGAGCUUUUUCAACUGUGCCUGGCUUUGACUCAGAACUUGUCAGUAGUAAACUUUAGCAUACGCUAAGAUCAUUUGUGAACUUUCAUGCAUGACAUUCGUGAGAUAUUCAACAAUUCAUAGCUUGAUACUGAUUACUGACAUCAGUUGAACACCAUAAUCGAGGCACAAACAUUGCUAGGUGGGCCUCCUCACCGACAAUCCAGCAGCUCGCUAGUCUAGUCAUAAAAGUCUUAUAAAGUCAUAUAAACAGUAUCGUUUUUUGGCUGAAGUUCCCAAGUAGGAUAAAUUGUAAACUGUACCACUGUGUCUGCCUGACAUUCUUAACCUUGACUUCAGGCAUGAGGCCGCUGCUUGGUGCAAGUUGUAAUCUGUAGUCCGUCGGAAAUAUCCGUGAGGAUACAUAUGCUCAUUGUCCACAUUGCUACCUGAUGGCUUAAACAGCGGACCAUGGUACCUAUGAUGGUGGGAGCAUUGUGGCACAAUGUUUCUUACAUACCCUACUUUCACACAUGUAACCCACCUCCUCAUAUAAGCUACACAGCCCAUUAGAGCUCUCAGGAAAGGUUUAAAAAAUUCCGUUCAAGUAAUGACUUGAACAUCAUUCUAACUGUUAUAAGAGCAAUUCAAUACCAUUGCUGGCACCAGGAAAAGCCAUCACUUGUGCCCUCUGUUGAAGGCACGGUUUGGCUUCACAGCAAUGCAGAGCAUAUUUGUGCAAAUUUUGCCUUCAAAUGUAAGUUCACGGCAGUGCUCGCAGCAUUGACGUGAAAUAGCUCGUGAAGGCAACAUUUGAGUAUUACCUUGGACCUGUACUUUCUUCUUCAAUUUCUCAAGCUUUUGGUCUAUGUUAUAUGCACGCAGAUAUGGUAACUUUCAUGUCAAUGUUCACAACUAGACGCUUGUUAGCUGUGCGCUAUAACUGCCUUUCUGGAACACUGGAUAAUUUCAAGCUGCUUAACGUGUUGUGGUGGAUCAAUGUUGCAACAUUGUUGCACUCACUUAGCCUCACCUUUCUCUCUGGACAAAGUUGGCUUUGGCAGAUGUGGUAGUGUUGUCAAAAAAUUAUGAACCAUGCUGAAGCGACUUCUGCAAUAGCUGAAGUACUGUGAACCACUGUGAAGGGACCAACUCUUCCACAGCCUUUCGCUAUAGCACCCUUGUAAGAGGGCAGCAAUACAGGAGAUAAAUGUUAAUACAACCACGCUAGUUAGUGUUGAAGACUGCUUGCUUGUAUGUGGAUGUAGAUGACAGUAAUAUAGCUGAAAAUCUGUUCUAUUCUUUUUUUCUUUACUUCAUCUACAGUAGGUUGACAGCAGCCUAUCUUUCUGACAUUUUUGUAGGGUUGUCCAAUUGAACACAGAUUUCAGUCAUAGAAAGCCCUCUGUUUGAUGAAAUGGGAAUGUCCACGUGAUGAGGAUGGAACACAUCCUAAAUGUGUAACGAUGUUCGGGCAAACUUCUUUUCCUUGUCAGUGUGGAUGGUAGUUCAGUCACAUUAAUCUAACUGAUGCACACAGACAGUUGCACUACUAUGACCAACAAAAAUACCUAUAUUGAUUACCGAGUUUUUGGUAAUUGGUAUUACAGAGUCUGCAGAGGGACUGCGUUUGUGUUUCACCUGAAGUUCAAAUUCAUUUCAUUCUUCUGCAGCACUGUUGUUGGCAGCAGCGUUUCUCAUCAUGUUCUAUUAGUGUUACUUGUGUUGCUGCGAAUUGGUGCUGUUUUCUGGAACCAUCAUUUACCUGAGAACUUCCACUUGAAGGAUGCUUAGAUUGGCUAAAGAAUGUGGGCCCAUUCUGGCCGUUCCUGGCUCACUUAAAGUGGACCAACACCUACAUCAACCGUGGCACCAGACAAGUGAACGUGGGACACACCAGCACACAGCAAUGAACAAUAACAAAGCGUGUUUAUUGGCACUCCUUUAAAUGCCUAAGAACUUCCAGAGAACCUGCACCCUCUGGUACUGGUUGAAAGAAAUGCAAAAAUGUGAGGUGUUCACCUACUUCCUGAAUGCCUGAGUGAAUUUUUUAACCAGAAGCACAGUUGCAAGUUUUCGCGCGUGUCUUGUGUUAGCAUUCUCUCACAUCAUCUUGGUUAUCACUCACUAGGUAGCCCACUCACAUGAAAAGCUGUCGGGUUGUACCGAAAACUGGCUGACACAGUAUCCUUCAUCAGCAGAUGCCUUUUACUGCAGUUAGGGUAUUGCAGCAGAGUUAGCAUAAUAUGGAAGUGCCACCAAAAGUGAUUGUUUCAGAAUACAAGACCUGCAGUCGGCACAUGGCAGCUAUAAAUAUAUUGCAUGUAGAAGGGCCGGUGUCUAUGAUGAGUACAGCGUGCGUCAAAUUACGGUGCACCAAGCAUGGGGACAUUGGGCGAGUUAUUUUUGAGUCAAAUUGACAACCUUGUUUGUGACUUGUGCUUAAAGGGACGCUGAAGGGUGACAGUUAAAUUAGCUUAGGCUGGUAGGCUAUGUUUUCAAAAUUCUAUUUGUUGUUCUGUGGUGGAAAAGGGUAGAUUUAUUAAUCAGGAAAACAAAGGCCAAGUUUUUUACUUAUUUGUUUAAUGUCAGGCCCAAUUUGCGUCACCACUCUUCGCAAUGCUAAUCUCUAAUCUUGAUAAAUUUGGGCCACUUUUAUGUGGGAAUGUUUUCAGAAAGUUUCUAAAGUGAGUCAUUGUGAAUCAAUUUUACCGAAAGUGAUUUUUUUUUUGUGUGUGGCUUAUUUUCAAACUUCACUCCAUCAAAAACGCUUUUAAAGCUUUUUCACCCAAAUACUUCGUUUAUUAAGCUUGAAAACACUGCACCACUGUCGAGCCUAGUCAGUGUUGUCUUCGCUUUCUGUAUUAUCACUUUCGAUAGAAGAAGUGACCAGGAGACUGUCACCGUCCUCCUCAUUCGAAGAACACCCUAGUACAUCGCUUUCACUCUCAACUUUAACUGUCACAGUUAUACAGGGGCUUUCUUUCACACUUGCGUAUGAGCUGUCAGUGGCAGACACCAUCGCUCCAAAUUUGCCAAAAGGCACAAAAAGUGUGCGAUUCCAAACAAGCGGCCUUUGAGUGCUGACAAAGUGGUGCUGUUAGUGGAAAACAGAGACUGCAAUAAACGUGCCCCUUCAGCGCUGAUGAAAUGGCUGCCAUCUAAGUUGUAGAACACAAAGUCUGAAUAAACACGAUCUUCAAAGCACUGAAUUGGUGCUGAUAUCUAUGUAGUAAAACCCACAGACAAAAAAAAAAGAGAGAGAGAGAAAUAACCACAAAUCUUAAAUGUUGGCUCUGCAGACGUCUGUGUAGUAUAAGAAAAGCUGAGAAUGUGCUUGACAAGCUCAGCUCGUCCAAAGCAAAAUUAACCAGAAUCGUGUUGACGAGCUGCCAAGAUCUAUGACAUCGCAAGCUCUUGGUUCAGAAACGCCAAGGCACUGUUUCCACCAAUAUUUCAUGUCUGCGUCAUUUCUGGCUUAUCAAGCCACAAAUUAUGCAUGGUGUAAAACUGACCUAUAUUUGGUAUUUAAAGAAAUGUAGUCUACUUAUCUCAGCUUGGGUUUAUAUUCCCCUUCGGUUUCCCUUUAACAAUUCAGUUCAGCAUGGUUCACUCGUUGAUUAAAAGUCAGCCUCUGAGCAACUGGCCUGAUGCACUGCUUUGCACAUUCAUUAGUGUACAGUCUUUUGUGAGAAAGUAACAAGAUUACUUUGGCGGCUGGGUCUUGCUGUGUGGUCACUUCAUUGUUGGGUCUGCAGGAGUGCUUGUUAUGCCUAGACACUUAGCAGUUAUAAGCUAGAUAUACCUAGGCAGAGACUGUCUGCGCUGUAUUGGGGGAGAACGAGAAAGUGGCUCAUUGAUUAUCUAUUGAAUACUGAUCACUUUUAUCAAGAAUGAGAAAUCUAUUGUCACCACUUCAUCCUAAAGGAGUGUGCUCUUCAAGAAUGAGGUUAGUUUCGUUUUUUUAAUAAACUAAGUAGCUGCAUUCUCGAGCGUGAAGUAUGUCUGUUAGUUUAGCUCUGAAUUACUUUUUCAGCAUGUGCUUGAUGUAAAGCCUGUUUCACAUGGUGCGCCUUUCCCAAGGAAAAUUUGACGCAUGUUUUACUGUUCAUAUGGUACUGUGCAAACUCUCUCAAGUGACUGUUCGCAAGUGCCAUUUUUCGUGCCUGAGGAGGAAAUUAUUUUUAGACUAUCUUGCGUUGGGUAGCACAAACUCAAUACAACAUAAUGAAAUUUAAAACACUUCAUAACAUAGCUUGUUUACUGUUCUUUUUUGCCUUCUUAUUUCUCUUUAUUUUUAUUUUUGUUCUGAUAGCUUAUAAUCUAUGGCACAGUAGUGUUUCCUGUAGCCUCAUGUAGUGAUGUUCUUUAACCAUACGUGAUGCCUUGUACAUUAGGGGAGGGGGGCAGGGGUAGUAAAAUUAGGUGAGCAGAUUAUGCUAAACCGAGACAAACCUCUUCAUUCCUAAGCUUGGAUAUCUGUUGCUGUUAUGUGGUGCUAAUUUCCAUGCUAAUUUCUAUACUGUGCGCAGUAAACUUCAACAUAAGUGACGGCUUGUCUGUUUCAAAGCAACGCAAAGCUUUACUCACUUCUGUAUGCACCAUGAAUGUUUAUUAGUAUACGCGCAAUUGAAGUUGCAGCAUAAGUAGAGUUAUGGCAUAAGUUGCAGCGUAUGUUGAAUAGCAGCAAAAUUUGAGCUAUAGCAUAAGCUUAACAGUGCGAAAUCACAUACACUCGUGAAUUACAAACCAGUUAGCCAUGGAUUAGCGAGAUAUUCACACAAUGUGAAACAGGUUUGCAUGAGUACCUUAUCUUUUGUAUUGUAUAGAUUUGUGCGAGGGCCACACCUACAACUUGGCAGCCCAAAAUUUUGGAAAAACUAUCAACUGAGAAGCAGUCAUAUUUCGUGUGCUGCUACUAGAUGGUACCUAGUACCUCUGAUGCAAUGCUACAUCCAGGGAUCCAGGGUGUGCACAAGUGAAAGCUGCGCCGGCACCAUUUUGACCGUAAGGUUCAGUCCCGUAUAAGGGCCUGAAAUUGUGAGAAAAAAAAAGUGCGGCCCUUGCGCGAGUCUAUACGGUAGAUCAGAUACGAUGAUAUGAACGUCUGUAAUUAGAUACGGAGUACUAAAGGAGUGAUUUGGGGUUUGGGACGUGUUGCAAGGCAGCAUCAUUUCUUUUCAAUGCCUGUCUGACUAGCAAACUUUGCUGGCAUUGCUGUUCUCACAUCACAAAUUGCAGUAGGUAUAGGCAGCUUUCUUGGCAGAUGCCAAGGCCUGUCAAGCCUCAACCUUUCUGCGCACAGUUUGGGAGGAUAGAUUGCACUGUUGAGUGUUCUCCUAUAUGCUGCCGUUUUGGUCUCUUUCACAGAAGUGGAGGGCACAUUAGUUUGCACAUUUUCUGUGCAAAAUGUGUGUUUAUCUUAGUUGUUGACUACAGUUUGUUUUCAAAUGAGUGAACAAGCAUUAUCAAAGCAGCACUCGUGACCAGUGAAUGAUCCGUGCUGACUGACUCAUUAGCAAGCCGGCCCCCAUUUUUUUAAGCAGUAAGAGUUCUUCACUCUGUUUUGAUAUUAAGAAUCAACUUGCCAUCAUGCAUUGCUUCUUUUUUCUUUUUCUUUUUUGUAAUAUGCAGUCGAUACACGAGUCUUGUUGUGUCUAGCUCUUGGCUUGCAGAUGCAAUGUUUUAAAGGAUUCAUUAUCGAUGUGGGGAGUGGGGCUUUUAAGUUAUUAAGUGUAUGUGUGCUGUUAUGACACUUUUUUAUGUUCUGUUUGCUGUUUGUGCAGAUUUGUUCGACGGUCUGUAGCAAAGAUCUCUGUUGUUUCAUGCUUUGCUUUCACCCACUGGUUUUGUAAUACUUUGUUUACCAUGGCACCUUUGUUAUUCUUAUAUUUUAUUCUGUUUUCAGUUCUUGUUUUCAGAAUGUUUACAUUGUUUUGCUUUUCACUCUUUCUCUUCUUGUCGUACAUUUCAACAGUGCAAAUUUAUCAUGUCAUAUCACAACUCUCGCUUAUUGAUGUUUCCGAGCUUUUGUUACUGUUGCAACCAGCCGCAGGACGUAUUUAUGUGCAUGUUACAUGGUACGCUUGUCGUGGUUUGCGGGUCCAGAAGUAGCCAGCUGUUAUUUACCUUCCUAGAACACACGCAGUUUGUUUAUUUAUUUACUGUCUACACUCCUUGUAACUUAGUCAUUUAAAUUACUGGGGAAAACAGUCUUGUACAAGAACCUAUUUUAAGUGUUUUAUGGUGAUGGUGUCCGCAUGGACAGUAGAGUUUCUGACAUGUUUCUGGAGACUUGCUGCUAUGCGCUAAGCUUAUGUAAUGCCCAUUUUUGUUUUGUUUUGUAUAUUUGUCUUGUAACAGCUGUUCUUCUGGCAUUCUCUCUAAUGCUUGAUUCAUUUCUUCUUGGCAUCACGUAAACUGUUGCUCUUCUUUAAGGUGCUAGACAUUAAGCUAUUGCUUCAGUGACUCUCCAGUGAUGCUUGUAUUUUGGCCACAACCGCAAAGAACAACUAGUAAUUGUGCACCAAUUUUCUUUAGUGCUUCUCUCUCUCUACAUUCCAUUCACUCUGCUUCGCUUUUGCAAUUUAGAGUACAACCUCAUUGACCUUUUGUAGAUCUUAGGUGCCACAAAAACACAAUUUGCACUCGAUGUUUCACCACAUUGCUGUUUCCUUCUGCUGCAUAUGUAAGCAAGGGUCUUGGUAUAUAGCAGAAGUAUUUAUGCCACAACCCACGUUAUCUACUCUAGAUGAACCUAAACUGCACCUUCCUGUUCGAGUUAUCAUAACUGUCGCGCUAGCUUUCAGUGAAUGCCUGCUCGGAUUCAUGGUACAAUCAUCAGAUGUUUGAAUGGCAAGAGCAAUAUGGCGUGUUACAAAGACAGUAAUACUGCAUAUUUAUAUGUAAGACUGGCAGCAUGGCUUACAGCAAUGAAGUAACUGCAGCCUUUCUUUCCCCUAUGAUUCGGUGUAGAACAUUGAUUUAAUGAAGUUGUACCUAGAGCUAAAAUUAUAAAAAGUUUUUUGUGUGUGUUGCAUUUGAAUUGAGGCCUUCAGUGUUCAUGGUGUGGUGAAACCUUUUUUAUCACGCACAACAGGAUCACAUAGAGCAUUUUUUUAGCACACCCAAAUGUUCCACGGCCACUUUUUUAGACUACAUGUGCUGUCACAUCAUGUCUCGACGAGCAUGCAAAGAAAAUGACAACCUUGCAAUCACACUAGUCACCGUUCACUGGAAAACAGCAUCUUGGCGAAAGCAAUGCGCAAUAGGCAUGAAACUACGAAAUAUGUGCAUUGAAAUUUCUGCUUUAUGUAAAACAAUUUUCAAAAUGUUCUAAAAUUUUGAUUUAACAGUCUAUAAAUUUGAUACUAGGACCUUUGAAAAGCUUGUUUAUGCAGUGCACAAUACAUAUUUGUCAGAUUUGGAAACUUCUGUAAAUAGAGCUUACAGAUUUGUGUUGUUCUUGUUGUGGAGUGGUGUGGUUGGCAAAUUGCGUGGUUACAUUUUUCAGAACUUGACUAAUUUUUUGGCAAUGUUGCUAAUAAAAAUUCAGGCUUUAAAUCAAAAUUCCGCAUCCAACAGUCGGUAGAAUCUACCUUGCACUCUUUAAUGAAACAAAUUUAACUCGGGUCAGUUCGGUGGCUUUCGUAAAAGGAGGUUGUGUGUUUCACAUGUAUUUGAACAGGAAAAAAAUUGCAGUUGGGUUCAAGCUAAUGCUUUUGGGUUGCUUAGAUAAAAUGUGGUUGGAAUUACGAUGCAGUUAUUCUGCGGCUCUUUUUUAAAUAUGCGCACUGUGUGCAGGUGGUUGUGACUGUGCAGCUCUUAAUUGUGCAGCAUGGCAUUGAACCGCUCAUAAAACAGCAUGGGCUUUGAAACAUUUGCCUAACGUUUUCAAAUUAGGAACUUUACCUUCGCUUCAUUAGGUGUUAAUUGCUCAUCUGAAGUCUCCAAAACAUGGAUAUAUUUGACGUAUGCCUAGUCACAAUGGCAGUUAGAGCUUGCCUGCUUCUGUGAACAUAAACAUAAGACACUUCACCAGCCAUCACAAGAUAGUGAAGUACUGCAUUUUCUCGAGUUUAACCACCCCACGAAUUACAGUACCCCUUCUUUCCAAUGCCAACAAGACUUGGGGUAAAAGGGUCAGAAAAGAAUACAUGCCACUGUUUCACAUACCUUGAAUUUAAGCGCCCUUUUUCCCACUUGAUCAUGAAGACAUGAAAAAAAAUGGAGGAGGGGAGGGGUUAUAUUUGAGUAAAUACAGUAUUUGAAUGUGUACGUCACACAUGGCAGCAAUGGGCGUAGGACACCAGAUCAAGUGGUACAACUCCCAUACCUUGCAGGACUUUUGCGAUGGUUUAAAAAAACCGAAUUGUUAGCCUUGCAUUCAAGUCUGGCUACCCUGGCUGUAGAAAUCUAAAACAGUCAUUCAUAUAAUGAAAGGCUAGAUGUACUAUCUGUUCCCAAAAUGCGUAGCCCAGCAUGACUGUCACCAUGAUAGCCACAAGUCAUCGUUAUGAUGGUAUUUUUGUUGCUGGCACUCACUUCAAAAGUCCAAUGGAGGCCACUCUACUGCUAUCACAUAAACCCAGUGACAGAAGAAAUAGAUUCACCGAAGCCCUCCCAUUGGCGUCACAAAGGGGUCUUUCUUUCUUAGAACAGAUGGUACAUCUUGACAGAUAGUACCAGAGUAGGCCGAUACGCACCAUACUCAAUUACAUUGCGGGUGUGUAUAUUGUAGAACAUAUCAGAAUGUGGGUAGGGAGGGGAACAGUCCUGCACAUAAAGUGCCACCACGUUUCACGUGACCGCCCAUACGUUAUGUACGCUUGACAAUGAGACACACAUAUCGAGUCAUUUUCUCUGGCUGAUAAUUUGCAUGUGUGCAAAUGCCUUGUAAAGCCAUUUCUGCAGAGUAUUAUUUUUGUGACCUGGACUGCCUGCUUGGAACGGUACAGGCUGUUGCACAUUGUACAGAGUCUAGUGCACCGAGUAUUUUUGUAUGUAGAUGCCUCCCCUUUUUGAGUCCACGUUAGAUUCAUGUGCCUCCUGUUAUGUUGCAAUGGUGGCAGUAAAGCUUUUUUAUUUGUCCUAUC
Dermacentor albipictus is the source of this 11579-nucleotide messenger RNA. RefSeq names its product TBC1 domain family member 10B-like. NCBI's taxonomy places the organism in Eukaryota, Metazoa, Arthropoda, Arachnida, Ixodida, Ixodidae. The record is from RefSeq and is a predicted model, not a curated record.